Messenger RNA from Dermacentor andersoni, 2755 nucleotides. Lineage: Eukaryota; Metazoa; Arthropoda; Arachnida; Ixodida; Ixodidae. The record is from RefSeq and is a predicted model, not a curated record.
AAGUUCUCUUUCCAGAUGGCUUAUGCAAUUGUCGAUUUUAUUAGUCGAAAAGAGGUAGAGGUUGUGCCAUCCUCAUGGAUCUCGGACGACAUAUGCAUGUGGCCUAAAGUACCAUUGGACCGACUGACAUCUAUGAUAAGAAAAAAACAUCCAUGCUCCUACUUGCCACCAUGGCAAGGAUACGAGGUCCAGGUGAAGGGGCUGUUUGGAUCAUAUGAUGAAGCGCGCAGGAAGUUGGACAAGUCGCAGUACACUUCAGACCUCGGGAGCGACUCUGAACCACCGCAAAAAAGAAGAACCCCAGCUGUUGUGUGGGACCCUUGCCAGUCGUCUGACAGCCAGCACUCUGAAGAUUUGCCACCAGCGCCAGUGAACUUUCCCCAGGCUGCCUUCCCUGCAUCGCCUUGCUCACCUGCAUCGGUUGUGUCACCUCUGCCAGUGGCCUCACCCAUGCCAGCAGCCUCGCCUCUUCCAGUUACGUCAUGUGUGCCAGCUGCCCCACCUUUGCCAGCCAUACCGCCAGUGCCAGCCGUAACACCAGUGCCACUUGCACCACCUUUGCCAGCUGCUUCGCCUGCCCCAGUCACAUUACCACCACAUGAAUUUCAAUCACAGGUACUUCGGCUGUUAAACAUCUUGAGGCUGACUGUACAGGAAAUUUUGAGCAAUCUGGAUGCCUGUGUGGCUCAAGGCAAGGUGACCUCUGCACCCGCUGUACUAGUGCAGCAGCCGUUUGAGACGGUGGAUGCCCUUCUGAACUUUGAAGCAUCGCUUCGUCCAGAGGAUGCUAAUGUCCUGGUCAACGAACUCGUGCAACUUGGGGGCCGGACCCCUAAUGCGGCAGUGAAGCGUAUGCUCAUUUACCUGUUUGCCGACAAGCUGGCUGCUGAGUACUCAUGGCAUGGAAAAAAAGGAAAGCGGAAGUUUGCUGAUCUUCGGCUGUGUCAGCAUUUGUUCACUGCUGUCAGGAGGCGCUUCCCACAAAGUACAAGGGAUGACGUUGAGUCAACCACUAAGUCAUGGCUUCGUCAUGCUCCUGAGAGGGCUAAUGGAAGAGAGGGGGUCAGAGACACGUGAAGAAUAGCAGACUGGAGGACUAUUGCUUCAAGCCUUUUUGCGGAUGAGGUGUCUUCUAAAACCAUGUGUUCAAGAUGCCAUCAAUUCUCUUCAAGUACUCGAGCUUGUGUCCAAAAACAUCAUUAGGUGCAUUUUUGUUCCAUGGAGUGUUUUAUGGGUACUGAAGGUUUUUCAGUUCCAAUUUAUUCUAGACCAAUGACUUCUGUUUUAGUCAAGUGAGAUGCUUUGAAGCUUUAUAAUUUGUGUCCACUAUUGCAGUAUGUAUUCAAGCAACCCAUGUUUCAUAGCACCUCCAGGUAUUGUACUGGGCUUUAUGUUCUGCAGAAGACUUGUACUUACAAGAUCUGUAUUUUACUUGCAUAUAUCAGAGCUGCAGAAUGUACUCUAGUUGCAUAACUUCCAUUUAGGAGCCACGAGCUUGUUUCUAGUGCAGAUGUUCCUUUUAAACACUGUGAAUUGUUUUCAGGUAUCACAUUUUGCGUUUAAGGACUACGGACAUUUUUUUUUUUUUGUAUGCAGUGAAGUUCUUACAACUCUAAACGCUAGAAAAAAUUAUGGCAAGCCUCACGGCGUCCUAAAUAAUUCAGUCUAAUGCAUUUCCCACAGCCAGACUUGGUUUUGGUAAUGGGAAGUGGUCACACAGAAGCAACACAUCAUGAGGGUUCGACACUCACUCCGGCUUGCUCAGUCAUCUGCUUGCUGCUACAUAGGUCCUCAGCCGGUAGGCAGCAUAAACGGCGACAGCAAAUAGAAGUGUCAAAGCCUCAUAAUGUGCUGCUCCCGUGUGGCCACCUUCUGAUGACCAAAACCGAGAAUGACUGUGGAAAAUGCAUUAUGCCAAAUUCUUUAGCGUGCUGGGAGGCGUGCCAAGCAUUUUUCAAAAGGUUGUAGUUGUAGGACUUUAGUUGAAAACUAGAAGAUCAAUACUAAAAAUAAGCUGCAUUCCUUUAACAGAUGUCUUCUUGCUAUUAGGCAAUUACUGCUAUUUAAAAAGUUGAAAACUGCAUUGAUUCUCAAUAACUCACCUUAUGAUCCUAGUCAUGACCUGUGUCCUAUUUCUGCAAGUUGCAUUAAAGCACCACUGACCAUGCUUAAACACCACUACUGCUAGUCACAUCAUGGUCCCAAGUGUUCUAUUCUAGGGCCUACAGUUUGUGUUGUAAUAUCCUGAGUAGUGCUUUGUUUUAAAAAGGUUAAACCUAGUUGCAUUAUGGCUUUGCUUAAAGAGUGGCAGUCUCUUACAUUAUUUCAUGUACCAAGCGGGUGUUUUACUAGUGUGAAUUUGCUGCAGUUUUGGAAGAUGUAUAUUUUACAUUAUGGCAUUGUUUAAAGAGCGGCAGUCUAGUUACAUUAUUUCAUGUACCGAGCGGGUGUUUUACUACUGUGAGUUUGCUGCGCUACUUUGAAGAUGUAUAUUUUACAAUAUGGCAUUGAAAGUGUGGUAGUCUAGUUACAUCAUUUCAUGUACCAAGUGGGUGUUUUACUACUGCGAGUUUGCUGCGCUAUUUCAAAGAUUGAUAUUUUACAUUAUGGCAUUGUUUAAAGUGUGAUAGUCUAGUUACAUUAUUUAAUGUACCAACUGUGUGUUGUACUACAGCGAGUUUGCUGCUAUGUUUUGAAGAUCUAUAUAUUUUGUACCUUCGAGCUUACAUUUCUGAAAUAAAAGUAUUAAAACCUC